UUAAACUACUCACUUUAAUUGAACAUGGUUUCAUCACUGGGGGAAGCCACCUACGUGCACAUAAGAAUUAACAGCAAGCCACACCCACUGCCAGGUACCUGUCCUGAACUAGGAAGUGAACGGACCGGAAUGGUCGUGUUGGUUUGGCCGCAAUACUUAAUGGUUUUUCUUGUCUAAGUGCGAGUUGAAGCAGUAAAUCCUCUCGACAUGUUAUCACCUCAUCACCACCACCUGACAGUCCUGCAUCUCGUCCUGCUACUGGGGACAGCAGACGGAGCUCAGAAUGUGUCAGAGGCGGCGUCGUCCUCUUGGAUGGCCAGCCUCCCAUCUAGGAGGGAUAUUGUGGUGAAAGAAGGAUCCAGCACACUGAUUGAGUGUAAUGUUACUGGACACCACAAUGACAUCAAGUGGUACAACUCUGAAGGAAUUCUCCUGGCUGACGGUGCAGAUGGGCGCUGGCAGAUUCAAGAGAAUGGUGUCCUGAACAUCACUGUGGUCUCCUUUGAGGACCGUGGUCGCUACACCUGUGUUGCUUCCAGCGGCACAGGCAUGACCAAGAACUACACCAUCACAUUGCGUGUAGCCUACACUGAAAGUGGCCUGGGCCUGUACUUUGUCAUUAUCUGCCUAGUAGCCUUCACCAUCACAAUUAUCCUCAAUAUCACAAGAGUCUGCAUGGUCAGCAGUCACCUCAAGGAGACGGAGAGAGCCAUCAACGAGUUCUUCCGCACUGAGGGAGCAGAGAAGCUGCAGAAGGCCUUUGAGGUCGCGAAGCGCAUCCCCAUCAUCACAUCAGCCAAGACGCAGGAGUUUGCCAAGAUCACGCAGUUCAAGACCAUGGAGUUUGCCCGUCACAUUGAGGAGUUGGCACGGAGUGUGCCUCUGCCGCCACUAAUCCUGAACUGCCGAACAUUCGUGGAGGAGAUCACGGAGACGGUGAUCCCUGUGUCUGACCCUGCAGAGCCAGUCAGGACGGUGGUGUCUGGGAAUAGACAAGCUGUAGGCCCACCCUGCCCCGACAGGAAUGGGGAGGAGGAGGCGGCACGUCAGACGCUGCUGUCCAGCGAAGAGCGGGGGAGCCAAGGAGGCAUUGUUGACAUCCAAGUGUCAGUCCACACUGUUUCUGAGAAGGUCGCCAGUGAGGAAAAGGAGGCUGAGGCUGAGAAGAGCGCGUGCUCACACUAGACUUACAAACAAGUGAGGCCUAUGAGAGCAACAUUUAAGCUGUCUCAGUCUAAAUCCCACCAGAAGCAGCACCUUUUCUGCAGUGACUAACUGCAAAUGGUCAGAAGAGACUUCAAAUUGUGAGGUUGAUUAUCGCUUAGCGAUUCUGAUUUUGCUUAUUGAUUCUUGUUCUUCCCAGAGCCUGGCUCCAUAUUCUGUCAUACUGAGUAAGUAACAAAACCAAAGCAAAAUCCAGGUUUAUUUCAGGUGGAUAAG
Molecule: messenger RNA, 1440 nt
Organism: Monopterus albus (swamp eel)
Lineage: Eukaryota; Metazoa; Chordata; Actinopteri; Synbranchiformes; Synbranchidae
Product: microfibril associated protein 3
Exons: 3
Coding region: 208-1185 (325 amino acids)
Source: RefSeq, a predicted model, not a curated record